AUGAAGGCCUUUCAAACCGCAAAACGCGACCUGCGUAAACGUAUGCGCGAGACCUGUCAACAGAUGUCGGUCUCGCUCAUCAAUAAACAAUCCGGUGUCGCGACCAGUAAAUUCCUGUCGCUGCCCGAAUACCAGAAUGCCCACAAUAUCGCCGUCUACCUCUCGAUGCCAACCGGAGAGCUCUCCACUAGCAGCAUCGUUCGGGAUGCAUUUGCAAGCGGGAAAAACGUGUAUAUCCCGUACAUUCACACCGUGGAAAAAACCUCCGUCAUGGAUAUGCUUGCCCUCGAAUCAAUGACGGAAUAUGAGUCACUACAGCCUGACAAAUGGGGAAUUCCUUCGCUGCAACCUACCCAAGUACUGGGUCGCCGUAAUGGCUUGACAGAGAAUGGGUUGGAUUUGAUCGUGAUGCCAGGUAUGGCAUUCGAUCGGGAGUUUCGGCGACUAGGACAUGGUAAAGGAUAUUAUGAUCAUUUUCUCACUCGUUAUGCCGAGUUAAGCAAGAAGAUGCCAUUUCUCGUGGCCUUGUCGCUCGAGGAGCAGAUGGUGGAGGAAAUACCAGUGAUGGCGCAUGACUGGCGAGUUGACGCUCUCGUCAUGGGUGAUGGACAGUAUCUAGAUCGCCAAGAUGAAAUGGAGAAAAAAGAAGCUUAG
This is a messenger RNA of Penicillium verhagenii, 654 nucleotides long. Its product is annotated as 5-formyltetrahydrofolate cyclo-ligase. Gene Ontology annotation, cellular component: mitochondrion. NCBI's taxonomy places the organism in Eukaryota, Fungi, Ascomycota, Eurotiomycetes, Eurotiales, Aspergillaceae. Gene Ontology annotation, biological process: tetrahydrofolate interconversion; folic acid-containing compound biosynthetic process. Gene Ontology annotation, molecular function: 5-formyltetrahydrofolate cyclo-ligase activity. The record is from RefSeq and is a predicted model, not a curated record. The coding region runs from base 1 to 654 and encodes 217 amino acids. The transcript is spliced from 3 exons.